Messenger RNA from Acaulospora morrowiae, 385 nucleotides. NCBI's taxonomy places the organism in Eukaryota, Fungi, Glomeromycota, Glomeromycetes, Diversisporales, Acaulosporaceae. The record is from the annotation of a GenBank genome assembly.
AUGUCUCUUGAAGACGGAACUGCAAUCGUCCAAUCAAAAUCAGCCAAUCCUACACCACUUGGUCUCUCGUCUUUCGCCUUGACUUUAUUCGUGCUGUCAAUUCAUAAUGUUGGUUAUACCGAGAUGCCAACUAUUAUUAUCGGUUUGACUUUAUUCUAUGGUGGUCUUAUUCAAUUGUUGGCCGGAAUGUGGGAGUUCCGAGCGAAUAACAUGUUUGCGGCAACAGCUUUCUCUUCGUACGGAGGUUUUUGGUUAUCACUCAUUGUCUUGCUCCCUGGAGCUAGUUUCACAAACGAUAAAGAUUUUGACUAUGGACUAGGAAUCUAUCUUGCCGGAUGGACCCUCUUCACUCUCCUGCUAUUAUUAGCCACUUUCCGCUCGAAUG